AUGCUGGUAAAGAAGAAGGACGGCAGCAUGCGGUUUUGUGUUGACUACCGCCGCCUGAACGACGUUACGAAGAAGGACAGCUAUCCCUUGCCUAGAAUUGAUGACACGCUGGACAUGCUCACAGGCGUAAAGUGGUUUAGUACGCUGGAUCUGAAAAGUGGCUACUGGCAGGUUGAAAUUAAGGAUAAGGACCCUAAGGAUAAGGAGAAAACUGCAUUCUCCACAGGAAAGGGUCUGUGGUAA
Messenger RNA from Parnassius mnemosyne (clouded apollo), 243 nucleotides. NCBI's taxonomy places the organism in Eukaryota, Metazoa, Arthropoda, Insecta, Lepidoptera, Papilionidae. The record is from the annotation of a GenBank genome assembly.